UUUCCGACCACUGGUGCCUUCCGAGCCGCACCCCGCUCACAUUUGUAUUCCGCAGCUAUCCAUUCCUCAGCCGGAGGAUUUCAAAGAUGAAGAUUAUGACUGCAAAAGCGAUGGGCGUCGUGCCUAUCCUUCCUAUCGUGCUACUUGCACUCAGCGGAACCCCGGCCUCUGCCGGCUCGGCGUUCAGGGGCUUGAACGUUCGCAACGAGGCAAACCUCUCUGAAACGGAUAACAUCAAUCGGCGCAGCCUCCAGACCGACGAUUCGGUGUGCACUACCAGCACUGGCGAUAUUUCCGGCAUCCAGAACAAGGACGUGUGCUGCCCGGUUUCCUGCGGUAUGUGCGGGGAUGAAGGAUGCUCGACUGCACCAGGUGGGGCAGCUUCAUGUUGCACAACGAACGUCCUCGAUGCUGGCAUCGAGUGCGGCGAAGCUCCUUGUGUGAUCGAUGCCUCGUCCUCUACAACGCCGGCCCCUGCCACGCCGGCCCCUACGUCUGAAGUUCCGAUGUGCGACGGCGGAAUCGUUGGCAUCCAAGCGAAGGAAGUGUGCUGCUCCGCAAGCUGCGGCUCUUGCGGAGGUGUCGGGUGCUCUGGCAGGGACGGUGGCUCAGACGCCUGCUGUGGUGGUGGAGUCACGGCCUCGGGUCGCCUCUGUUCUGUAACGGGAGAAGCGCCUUGCAUUACCGGCCCGGCCCCUACACCUGCCCCUUCGCCGCCUCCUACUGUUGAAGGCCCGGCCCCUACUCUGGAACCUACGCCUGCUCCUUCGACGCCUCCCGCUGGUGAAGUUCCGAUGUGCGACGGCGGAAUCGUUGGCAUCCAAGCGAAGGAAGUGUGCUGCUCCGCAAGCUGCGGCUCUUGCGGAGGUGUCGGGUGCUCUGGCAGGGACGGUGGCUCAGACGCCUGCUGUGGUGGUGGAGUCACGGCCUCGGGUCGCCUCUGCGCUGUAACGGGAGAAGCGCCUUGCAUUACCGGCCCGGCCCCUACUCCGGAACCUACGCCGGCCCCUACGCCGCCUCCUACUGUUGAAGUUCCGAUGUGCGACGGCGGAAUCGUUGGCAUCCAAGCGAAGGAAGUGUGCUGCUCCGCAAGCUGCGGCUCUUGCGGAGGUGUCGGGUGCUCUGGCAGGGACGGUGGCUCAGACGCCUGCUGUGGUGGUGGAGUCACGGCCUCGGGUCGCCUCUGCGCUGUAACGGGAGAAGCGCCUUGCAUUACCGGCCCGGCCCCUACUCCGGAACCUACGCCGGCCCCUACGCCGCCUCCUACUGUUGAAGCUCCCAUGUGCGACGGCGGAAUCAUCGGCAUCCAAACGAGCGAUGUAUGCUGCUCCGCAAGCUGCGGGUCUUGCGGAGGUUCGGGGUGCUCUGGCAGGGACGGUGGCCCAGACGCCUGCUGUGGUGGCGGAGUCAGGGCCUCCGGUCGCUUCUGUUCUGUGACGGGAGAAGCGCCUUGCAUUACCGGCCCGGCCCCUACUCCGGAACCUACGCCGGCCCCUACGCCGCCCCCUACUAUUGAAGUUCCGGAGUGCGACGGCGGCAUUGUCGGCAUCCAGGCGAGCGAUGUAUGCUGCUCCUUGAGCUGUGGGUCCUGCGGAGGUUCCGGGUGCUCUGGCAGGGACGGUGGCUCAGACGCCUGCUGUGGCGGUGGAGUGCGGGCAUCCGGUCGCUUUUGCUCUGUUACGGGAGAGGCCCCUUGCCUUGUGACCGUUCCUUAAGAGUACAUCUUCAUUUAUCGUGACUUCGCUUUGAUGCGCGACUUGCCCUCACUUCUUGAACUGUCGGCAUUGGCAUACGAGCAUAGCUUUCAGGGUUGGGGUAGCACGUCGAGGCACCCCAACUAUUUAAACCAUCCUUCGGUUGGGCAAUACUCUCAACCUUCCCCCUGCGUUUAACUCUCGGGUAGCGAACAGUCGGCAAAGUUGCGCACUCAUUUCCGAGCUUGUGGGUUGAUCACAUACGGGAUACCGGGCAGGUUCCUGAUGUUGGUGCAAAGUUUGGUGUAUUUUUUUUUGUAAGGCUGCGCACCACAUGCAGCAGCAUGUUUCGGACCGCAGUUGUGCAGACGCAUGUUCUGCGUUUGAUGUACGGGUCGGAAAGGAGGCUGGAUUUGCUAUCAGAGUCAAUCUGGUAGUCGCUGUGGUGAGUUUCGAAGGUACUCCAAUUUGCCCCAAGCUUUGGGAGUCCUUGAAACCUAAGGUUAGCAGUUUCGGUACGUGGUCCAUAAAGUUUCGUUUUGCUGUCUGUCGACACAAAACCCUUACCCAAAGAUGUUACAGAAACAAAUGAUGAGUUGUCAACGUUGUGCUGUGUACGUCGCUGUACAGCGAAGACGGUGGCAGUCGGAGCUAUCUCGAAGGCUUUUCCUUUUAUGCUCGGUCAAAACAUUAGACGCCAAAUAGUUGAACCGUGGUUCCGUCGAUAUUUUUGUGCUUGAAUGGUGCAGCAUCCGGCCUCCAUCCGUCCACAUUUUUGGUUUCGUUCUAACCUGCAAAAUUAACGUAUCAACACCUUUUGCCGCAUGGAGAAUGGUUUGGCAUCAGAGCCGGCCGGCACAAAUCUCAGGGAGGUCACAUGAAGGGCUAUGAACGGGGCGUUUUUUAUGACAGAGCCAUGUGAACGAAAUAGCUGGGUCGUUUGUGAUAUCGUGCGGAAUAGCUGUCGACGAUUUAUUGUUUGGUAUGAAAUGAAGCUUUUUGCCACGGCAUGGGACCAACCCAUACCAUUUAUUUUCGUGUUCGUUAUCCCCCGUCGUUGGCGAAGCUGUUCCCCACACACAACUCCAUCGAAGACUCCGCUACCGUUAGGCCUUUCACCCGCCGGCGACGUUGUUUUUUCGGCGAUUUACUUUUUUUUUCCGGCGACUGAUGGAGGAAAACAUUGUUUUCGGCAUUCGGCGAUUAGCAUGGGUCGCUGAGUCCUGUUUCAUUUUCGG
This is a messenger RNA of Ectocarpus sp. CCAP 1310/34, 2932 nucleotides long. Lineage: Eukaryota; Phaeophyceae; Ectocarpales; Ectocarpaceae. The record is from the annotation of a GenBank genome assembly.